AUGGCGGAUGCGGCUAAUAAACCAACGACUGAAAAUAAUAACGAAGAUGCAUCGAAAAAAGCUGGUACUAGAGUUUUUAAGAAAAGUAGUCCAAAUGGCAAGCUUACCACUUACCUUGGAAAAAGAGAUUUUGUAGAUCAUAUUGAUCAUAUCGAUCCCGUAGAUGGCGUUGUUUUAGUGGAUCCAGAGUAUAUUGCCGACAAAAAAGUUUAUGUACACGUAUUGGCUGCAUUUCGUUAUGGAAGAGAAGAUUUGGAUGUUUUAGGACUGACAUUUAGGAAGGAUUUAUUCUUAUCAACACUUCAGAUUUAUCCACCUCUACCAGAGAACGAAAGGCCAUUAACUAAGUUACAAGAACGUUUAAUAAAAAAACUUGGUGAAAAUGCGUACCCUUUCUACUUCGAGUUGUCUGUUGGGUCGCCAUCUUCUGUUACAUUACAACCAGCCCCUGGAGAUACCGGAAAGCCAUGUGGCGUAGACUAUGAAUUGAAAACUUAUGUUGGAGACUCACCUGACGACAAAGCGCAUAAAAGAGACACAAUAAGACUAGCGAUCAGAAAAAUAACGUAUGCGCCUGAUGAGAACAUACCGCAACCUACAGCUGAGAUCACUAAAGAAUUUAUGAUGAGUUCUUAUCCAUUGCACUUGGAAUGCACUCUGGAUAAAGGGAUGUAUUACCAUGGCGAGCCAAUCAAAGUUAAUGUUAGUAUAGCUAAUAGAUCGUCAAAAACUGUUAAGAAAAUCCGUUUAUCAGUACGUCAAUUUGCAGACAUAUGCUUAUUCUCUACUGCCCAAUAUAAAUGUCCGGUUGCUGUUGUAGAGUCUGAAGAUGGAUUUCCUCUUAAUCCUGGUGGAACAUUAAAUAAAAUUUUCACGCUAGUUCCUCUGCUAGAAGAUAACAGGGACAAAAGAGGACUUGCAUUGGAUGGUAAGCUUAAGCACGAGGACACCAAUUUGGCUUCUUCCACUAUUUACGAUCCUGGUGUUAGCAAAGAAAAUCUUGGAAUUGUAGUACAAUACAAAGUUAAAGUAAGAUUACUGGUCGCUCUUGGAAGUGACGUAGCUUUGGAAUUACCAUUUACACUGACUCAUCCAAAACCUAUUGAGCCGGAAGAGCCAAUUGUAACCCAGCCCGAAGUUAAUCCCCCACAAGCGGUAGCAGAUACCAAGCCAGAGACAAAGAAUACGGAAGCACCUAUAGAUAAUAACUUAAUUAUGUUCGACACAAGUGGAACUGGAGCAUUGUUGGCCGAUCAGGAUGAUGAUUUUAUCAUCGAAGAGUUUGUUCGCAUGCGUUUGAAAGACCAUAGUAAGGAUUCUUCUGAAGCUUAA
This is a messenger RNA of Trichoplax adhaerens, 1332 nucleotides long. RefSeq lists its product as uncharacterized. Gene Ontology annotation, molecular function: G protein-coupled receptor binding. Gene Ontology annotation, biological process: G protein-coupled receptor internalization; signal transduction. NCBI's taxonomy places the organism in Eukaryota, Metazoa, Placozoa, Uniplacotomia, Trichoplacea, Trichoplacidae. The transcript has 19 exons. The coding region runs from base 1 to 1332 and encodes 443 amino acids. The record is from RefSeq and is a predicted model, not a curated record. Gene Ontology annotation, cellular component: cytoplasm.